AUGGCUCCUGGAGGUGGAGGAAAUAUAAAGGUGGUGGUGCGAGUACGGCCUUUCAACGGCAGAGAAAUCGACCGAGGCGCAAAAUGUAUUGUGCAAAUGAAAGCAAGCCAAACCGUCCUUACCCCGCCACCUGGUGCUAUCGAUAAAUCACGAAAAGCUGCUGGCGGAAAGGGUGCGGUGGAAGAACCAAAAACCUUCGCGUUCGACAGAUCUUACUGGUCCUUUGAUAAAAACGCCCCGAAUUUCGCGACUCAAGAUAAUCUAUUUGAAGACUUGGGUGUGCCGCUUUUGGACAAUGCUUUCCAGGGUUACAAUAAUUGUAUCUUUGCUUAUGGCCAGACUGGUUCUGGAAAGUCCUAUUCCAUGAUGGGAUAUGGCAAAGAAUACGGUGUUAUCCCGAGGAUCUGCCAAUCAAUGUUCGAGCGCAUAACUGCCAUCCAACGAGAUAAGAGCCUAAGCUGUACAGUUGAAGUGUCUUAUCUCGAGAUUUACAACGAAAGAGUCCGUGAUCUGCUCAACCCCUCGAAUAAAGGAAAUUUGAAAGUUCGUGAGCAUCCAUCGACCGGGCCUUAUGUUGAGGACCUAGCCAAGCUUGUUGUCCGUUCUUUCGAGGAGAUUGAGAACUUGAUGGAUGAAGGUAACAAGGCCAGAACUGUCGCGGCCACUAAUAUGAACGAGACAUCCAGUCGAUCCCAUGCUGUCUUUACCCUGACUCUUUCUCAAAAGCGCCAUGAUGCGGAGACGUCGAUGGACACGGAGAAGGUAUCGAGAAUUAGUCUGGUUGAUCUCGCGGGAUCAGAAAGAGCAAACUCUACCGGAGCGACGGGCGCUCGGUUGAAGGAAGGAGCGGAGAUUAACCGUUCACUCUCAACCCUUGGACGAGUCAUCGCUGCUCUGGCAGAUGUGGCCUCUGGAAAGAAGAAAAACGCGUCCAUGGUACCGUAUCGUGAUUCUAUUCUAACAUGGCUGCUCAAGGACUCCCUCGGAGGAAAUUCCAUGACGGCGAUGAUUGCUGCAAUUUCCCCCGCAGAUAUCAACUUUGAUGAAACUCUCAGUACACUACGGUAUGCUGACUCGGCGAAGCGUAUCAAGAACCACGCAGUCGUGAACGAAGAUCCAAAUGCUCGUAUGAUCAGGGAACUUAAAGAAGAGCUAGCACAGCUCAGAUCCAAGCUUGGAGGUGGUACGGUAGCUGGAGCAGCAGGUGGUGCCGUGACGGGAGCAGCUGGUGGGGUACCCACUGCGGAAUAUUACCCCCCAGAUACUCCUCUGGAGAAGCAGAUGGUUUCUAUCCAACAACCUGAUGGUACCGUUACUAAGGUCAGUAAGGCAGAGAUCAUGGAGCAACUCAGUCAAAGUGAGAAGCUCUACAAGGAUUUGAACCAGACUUGGGAGGAGAAACUGGUGAAAACAGAACAGAUUCACAAAGAGCGGGAGGCCGCAUUGGAAGAACUGGGAAUUAGUAUUGAAAAGGGCUUUAUUGGCCUCAGUACGCCAAAGAAGAUGCCACACUUGGUUAACCUCAGCGACGAUCCACUGCUUGCCGAGUGCCUCGUUUACAACAUCAAGCCUGGAACCACUAUGGUUGGGAACAUGGACCAGGGAAACCAUGUGGAGAUCCGUUUGAACGGCUCUAAGAUCCUAGCCAACCAUUGUACAUUUGAGAAUGUCGAUAAUGUCGUUACUGUUGUGCCAAGCGAAGGCGCGGCUGUCAUGGUGAAUGGGUUACGUAUAGAUAAGCCAAAGCGCCUCAAAAGCGGAUUCCGAAUAAUUUUGGGCGAUUUCCAUAUAUUUCGCUUCAAUCACCCUCAGGAAGCUCGUGCAGAGCGAGUAGAGCAGAGUUUACUGCGUCAUUCCGUUACGACGAGUCAGCUUGGUUCACCGGCACCAAACAAAGCGCAUGACCGCAAUUUGAGCAAGACUGGCUCAGAAAUAGAUGGGGAUUCGAGUAGGGCUGAUUCGCCUCUGCCUUCGCAACCCGGCCGGGAGUCUGAUUGGUUGAAUGCUCGCCGAGAAGCCGUCAGUGCUGUGCUGGGCCCUGAUCAUAUCUCUCACAUGCCCGAUGAUGAGUUGGAUGCUCUCUUCGAAGAUGUGCAAAAAGUAAGGGCGACUCGCCGUGGGCUAAUGGAGAAUGAAGAGGACUCAGAUUCUCUUAGUUCAUUUCCCGUUAGGGACAAAUAUAUGUCCAACGGCACUAUUGAUAACUAUUCACUUGAUACUGCUAUAACAAUGCCGGGAACCCCUCGCCAACAUGAUGAAGACGAGGGUCAAACUGGCGAUACAACACUGCAGUCAGUACGCCAAGAUAUGCAACGCCAGUUAGAUCGGCAGAAAGAGGAGUACCAGGAUAAAUUAAGAAACGCAGAGCCUUCUAGCCAAGGUGCUGAAGAUUUACGCUCUGAAAAGGCUCGAAUGGAAGCAGCUCUUCGGAAAGCGAAGGAGGAGUUUGAAGAACAGUUGAGGAAGCAGAAGGAAGAAUUCGAAUCUCAUAUGAAAGACUUGAGGCAACCGGCCCCAAAGAUAUACGAGAAUGGCUUUCCUAAAUUGGAGCCAAGGGAGAUAGAGAUUGCCAAUCUUGUCUUCCGCCAUUGGACGCAGCAAAAUUAUGUCCGUAUGGCGGAAAAUGUGCUCCAACACGCAUCGUUGUUGAAGGAGGCCCAGGUGAUGAGCCAAAUAAUGGACAAGAAUGUCGUUUUCCAGUUUGCGGUCAUUGACCACGGGCACAAUAUGGCUUCAUCGUAUGAUCUUGUCCUGAACGGUAUAUCUGGCGAUGAAGAUGUUGUGUUGGAGGAGACCAAGAAACCGUGCAUUGCAGUCCGUGUGAUUGAUUUUAAACAGGGCGUCAUCCAUCUUUGGUCCAUCGAGAAGCUUCAACGCCGCCUUCAAUCUAUGCGCCAAAUGCACCAGUACAUUGACAGACCAGACUAUAUCCAACAUUUCAAGCUUGAGAACCCUUUCUCUGAACCCUGUUCACCACAGUACUCUCUUGUGGGAGAUGCUGAUAUUCCCCUCACCGCGGUCUUUGAGACCCGAGUUCAGGAUUUCUCUGUUGAAAUUACUUCUCCAUACACACAGAACGCCAUUGGUAUAAUUAGAUUGUCUUUGGAGCCAUCAUCAGCCCAGGCUCCGUCAUCGACCCUCAAGUUCAAUGUCGUAAUGCGUGAUAUGGUUGGUUUCGCCGAAUGGGAGGGAACGGAUGUCCAUGCGCAGCUUUUCGUGCCUGGGAUUUCUGAGGAGGGUGGUGCUACUACCACCCAGAUGAUCAGCGGUUUUGACGAAUCCGCUGUUCGGUUUGAAAGUGUUCAUAGUAUGAGCCUACCGCUAUCUAGCUCACGAACUGCAGCUUUGAAGAUAUGUGUUUAUGCACGAGUGACUCAUAUGCAUAUGGAUAAACUUCUUAGCUGGGAUGACAUGCGCGACUCGGUAGAGCUGGCCCCACAGAAACGUAAGACACCACGCAUUGCAGAGUCCGAGUUUUACUCGGAUGAGAGACAUGACGUCUUUGCUAGCAUGCAGAUACUUGAGUUGGCCGAAACAGGGGAGUAUCUUCCUGUCGAGGUGGUACAGAACAGCAGCCUUGAUGCAGGCACAUAUCAACUUCAUCAAGGGCUCCAACGACGAGUUCUGGUGAACCUUACCUAUAGCUCAACUGAGACUCUUCCCUGGGAUAACCUUAACAACAUGCGAGCGGGCUCUGUGCGGCUGCUGGAUCCAUGGGGCAAAAUUCCCGACCAAGAUCUUCAGACCCCUGACGUCCCGCUGAAGUUUGUUCAGGAACCAAUGGUGAAGGACAAUGCAGAUGGAACGACCAAUGUCACUUUACUAGCCCAGUGGGACUCAAGCUUACAUGGCUCUCUCCUUCUUGACCGGGUCACUGCUGAGAAGUAUCGGGUUCAGGUAACGGUGCGGUGGGAUCUCCUGUCAUCUCGCCUGCAGGAUCCUGUUACGUUUGAUGUAGACAUGACGCUUCAGAUCCAAAGCCGAACUUACGUACGCCCGCAGUCAAUGUUCAAACAGUUCUUUAACGCGACUCGGAUAGUACAUUCCACAGUUCGCAUGUUUUCAUUGGCUGUUCGACCGGUGUCUGCCAAACGCGCGGCCGAUCUCUGGCGGAUGAACACUCAAAAUGAUUAUGUGAAGGGUGAAGAGCUGCUGACCACCUGGUCCCCGCGAAAAGUUUCACUCGUGCGGGACUAUAUAGCAGCUCGCAAACGACGUCGACGUGUUGCCGAAUUAAACGCUGCCAAGGGAGCCCUCAGCGCCAGCAGCUUGGUGGCAUCCCCUCCACGGAGCGGGCGAUCAACUCCCCUACGCAGCCAGGAGCUUGCAGAGCGCAGAGUUAACCUUCUCAGGAAGUAUGUUGACCUUUGGACCGCACAGACCGAUCCUAUCGAAGCUAUCCUUGUCCGAAGCAAUACAGAACCUCCCUCUGGGGGUGCAGCUUUUGCCUCGCAAGCACAGGCAUCGUCCGCCGAUGACUCCAGCUCUAUGUCUGACGAGGCAACGUUGAAGCCGCGGUUCGUUGCGACCAUUCAAGCUUUGCCUAAAAAUCCAUCUUCCAUGAAAAACGGAUACCUUUUAACACCUGACGAUACCAACAGUCACUGGGUGCGACGCUUUGUGGAACUUCGCCGGCCGUACCUUCACAUACACUCUGUCCCGGGUGGUGAUGAAAUCAAUGCCAUCAAUCUGCGCCAUUCGCGUGUGGACCAUGACCCUGACUUCGCACGGCUGCUUGAUGGACCGGGAGCGCGGGCUGAUCACGGAGCGUCGUCCAAGGGGCGUCCGAAUGUAUUUGCGGUGUAUGGCGCCCAGAACACCUUCCUAUUUGCCGCCCGCACCGAAGCUCAAAAAGUUGAAUGGAUCCUGAAGAUCGAUGAAAGCUACUUCAGUAGUAAGGGAGCAAGGCAACCGUGA
Messenger RNA from Aspergillus tanneri, 4917 nucleotides. It is a transcript of the gene KLP8, whose product is annotated as kinesin-3 motor protein uncA. Gene Ontology annotation, molecular function: microtubule motor activity; ATP hydrolysis activity; ATP binding. Gene Ontology annotation, cellular component: kinesin complex; microtubule. The transcript has 2 exons. Bases 1 to 4917 code for a protein of 1638 amino acids. Lineage: Eukaryota; Fungi; Ascomycota; Eurotiomycetes; Eurotiales; Aspergillaceae. Gene Ontology annotation, biological process: microtubule-based movement; cytoskeleton-dependent intracellular transport. The record is from RefSeq and is a predicted model, not a curated record.